Molecule: messenger RNA, 2594 nt
Organism: Sapajus apella (tufted capuchin)
Lineage: Eukaryota; Metazoa; Chordata; Mammalia; Primates; Cebidae
Gene: AK4
Product: adenylate kinase 4
Exons: 5
Coding region: 624-1139 (171 amino acids)
Biological process (GO): nucleobase-containing compound metabolic process
Cellular component (GO): cytoplasm; mitochondrion
Molecular function (GO): AMP kinase activity; nucleoside diphosphate kinase activity; ATP binding
Source: RefSeq, a predicted model, not a curated record
UGAAAGUGUUCUGAAAUUAGGGAGUGGUGAUGGUUGCACAACGUUAAGAAUAUACAGAAAGCUGCUGAGUUGUACUUUUUAAAAUGGCUAAUGUUAAGAGUGUGUGAAUUAGUGCAAUAAAGCUGUCAUAAAAAAUCCUGGCAUUACCUUCUAUCUGAAGGUGAGGAUCUUAAGAAGAUGAAAUGAAAUGAAAUAACAUAAAGCACUUAAAGCCCAGUGCCUGGGAUAUAGUAUGCACUCGACUAAUGGUUAUUGUCGCUCUUAAAGUAAUACUGCUUAAAUAUCUGUAAGCUGGAACUUUUAUUCACUGCAACAUCUCUAGAAUAUGACCUGUUAUGGGGUAUGCAGUCAUUAAGUAUCAUACUCGUCGAAUGAAUGCCGCUCAUUCACAUUCAUGUUCAGUCACAUUCACCAAUAUGGCUGGCUUUCUUGUUUCACUUCUUGCAGCGUGUUUGUGAAUCUGCAUCAGUUGGGCCUGCAUUUUGAGCUGCUUGUCUAGUGGUGGUACCCAAGAGAUAUGGAGCUCUUCACAGCACAUAUCUUCAGUGCUUAAGUUGGGGUUGUGGUGUACAGACUGAGUCUUGGGAAGCAAGGGCUCUACGUAAAUUAAAGAAGUUGGUGAGAUGGCAAAGCAAUACAUAGAGAAAAGUCUUUUGGUUCCAGACCAUGUGAUCACACGCCUAAUGAUGUCCGAGUUGGAGAACAGGCGUGGCCAGCACUGGCUCCUCGAUGGUUUUCCUAGGACAUUAGGACAAGCGGAAGCCCUGGACAAAAUCUGUGAAGUGGAUCUAGUGAUCAGUUUGAACAUUCCAUUUGAAACACUUAAAGAUCGCCUCAGCCGUCGUUGGAUUCACCCUCCUAGUGGAAGGGUAUACAACCUGGAUUUCAAUCCACCUCAUAUACAUGGUAUUGAUGAUGUCACUGGUGAACCAUUAGUCCAGCAGGAGGAUGAUAAACCUGAAGCAGUUGCUGCCAGGCUAAGACAGUACAAAGAUGUGGCAAAGCCAGUCAUUGAAUUAUACAAGAGCCGAGGAGUGCUCCACCAAUUUUCUGGGACUGAGACGAACAAAAUCUGGCCCUACGUUUACACACUUUUCUCGAACAAGAUCACACCUAUUCAAUCCAAAGAAGCAUAUUGACCCUGCCCAGUGGAAGAACCAGGAAGAUGUGGUCAUUCAUUCGUGUGUGUAGUAUUGGUGCUGUGUCCAAAUUAGAAGCUAGCUGAGGUAGCUUGCAGCAUCUUUUCUAGUUGCAGUGGUGAACUGAUAGGAAAACAGUUGAGUAGAAAGUGUUCACGAAGAGGCCCUCCUCUGCCUUUCAAAAAGAAGGUCACCUACACAUGUUUAAGGUGUCUCUGCACAUGUCUCAAGCCCUUCACAAGAAAGCAAGUACAGUGUGGAUUUAAAACGGGGUGUAAUUUCAGCUCUAGCUGAUUAUUGACAGCUGUGUUGUUGCUGUGGUAUCCUUUUUUACACGUGUUGGUGAUGGUCUCUGGUUCUCCCCAACCCCUCAAAGGCUGUUGAACCACAGCACUAAGAAGCCUGAGAAUGAACACGAAGGGCUGUAGCCCAGGCUUUGUCCUAUGCUGUGUGGUGUGUGCCCUCCUGGUGACAGUGAAAUUGAAGCUACUUACUCACAGUGGUGGUUUCUCUGGUGUUGAGUGACUGUGUCCACAGUUCAUUUUUUUCCAGUAGGAAUAACUUUUUUCUGCAUCCAUACUCCAUAGAGGCUCUCCUUUUCAGACAUCCUGAGAUGAAAGAAUUUAGCUUCUGUUUUUUGUUUGACUUUUUUUUUCUAACAUCUGUUUUCACUCGUAGGCUGUUAAACAAAACAGAUUGUUACUGCCCUUUUCCCUCUCAAAUUCUUCUAAGAACUGAGAGCCAGGGGACUGUAUUGAAUCUCUAUACACCGGGAACUGAGCUGUGAAGAGAAUCUUACUAAACUACUGGUCUGACUCUCAUGGAUUAACACUGUUCCUUUCUUUUAUUGUGAGAAAAAAAAAAAAAACCUAAAAGUCUUGGGAAUCCCCUAAAGUCUUUUGGGAAUCUGCAAAAAGCAUGGGAAAUAUAAGUAUUUAGCUACAUAAAUGUUAUAAGAUCAUGUCUUAUGUAUAGAUGUAAAAAGAUCAUUUGGAAUUACUGGACUAAUUGAAUAGUUAAAGUUUCUAUUCAGGACAAUAAAAUGUAUUUUGAAAGUGCUGCUAACUAUUGAUGCUGACAGUGUUUCCCUCCUGUGAGUGACCCAAACAUACUAUAAAUAGGUGGUGAAAGGAAUGAAUCCUGUGGGGUUGAGCAGAAUGUUGUACUAGCUGCCCCUGGACUGAGUAUAACAGCUUUACAAUUAUAGGAAAACAAAAUCUUUUUUUUUUUUUUUCCUGUUCCAAAGAUUCAUCCUAUGGAGUGGCCAUAAAGUCUAGAAUUAGAUACUAAUAUUUUGUCAUUCAUUAUAACAUAAUAUCAAUAAACCAUUUGUUAAAGGAUUUGCCUUGUUUCCAGACUUGGUGGCCACCUUGAAUAAUUUUUGCUGUCCUCUGGGAAGGAUGAUGAAAUUUAUUCCUGCUGCCUUAAAAAUAUGUAUCCCUUCUUCAUGCAUCA